AUGAUUUGUGGACAGGUGGCGGCACCGUCGGCGUCUCCAGCCUUUGUAGAUGCCGCCACGCGUCUUACAGCAGAGCUGUAUUAUGUUCGAGACGGUCAGAUCAAUUCCUACGCACUGAAUUUCAUCGUGCCCGUACCAGCUACGAUUGGAGAGUUGCAUUUCACGUGGCAAAGUCUUACGAGAAGACCGUUGCCGUACACUCUACGCGUAGAUGUUGUUUCCCAUCCUGAGGCCUUACAUCCACCCACCUUCAGCAUUCCGAGUACAGGUUUCGUACCAACGGAACCUCAGACUUGGCAGGUCGAUCUGCCUUGCACUCACACCGUCGCCGCUGAAGUUGAUGUCACUAUAUCUUUAAAUAUCUCCACUGGUUCUUCAUCCACCGCGUUGCACUUCAGAAGACGUAAAAUAUGCCUAAAAGAUGUUCCUCGACCAGCUGUGAGAGUCGAUAACGCACCCCACGCGCCAACUUCAGCGGAUAUAUUUUACGCGGGAGCUGGUUGUGCUGGCGGAGCCUUGCUGAUAGCGGCAGUGGCCGCAGCCGCUUGCAGAGCUCGAGCGAGGAAGCUCCGAAGAGCUAGGAGUGAUGAACAAGACGCUCAUGCCUUUUUACCAGACUCGUCUUGCAAGUCUGCCGCCAGUUAUACCAGCUACCGCCGUCCUGCGUCGUUGCCGGCUGCAGCUGCGGAAGAAAGAGCGAGAGAUCUUCAGCAAAGAAUCGCGGAAUUAACAAUACAGAGAUGUCGCGUCAGGUUACGAUCUGUCGCAAUGGAAGGCACGUUCGGCCGUGUCUACAGAGGAACGUACGCUGAUGAAGACGGCAGAGAACAAGAAGUAUUGGUCAAAACUGUAGCCGAACAUGCAUCACAAGUGCAGGUGUCGCUUCUCUUGCAAGAGGGCUGCAUGCUUUAUGGGCUUCACCACGAUAGGGUGCUCUCCGUGCUUGGUGUGAGCAUCGAGGACCAGACGGCUCCAUUCCUGCUGUACCCCUGGGGCUCCGGCUGGAAGAACCUGAAGCAGUUCCUUCUGGCGUGCCGAGGCGUCGCAAUAGGAGGCGCGGCCAGUGGAGCUCCGCCCCCCGCGUUAACCACGCAGCACGUGGUCAGAAUGGCGCUCCACGCCUUGGAUGGACUCUCGUAUCUUCAUUCGCAACACGUCUUGCAUAAGGAUAUCGCUGCGAGGAAUUGCGUAGUCGACGAGAACCUGCGUGUAAUGAUAGCAGACAACGCGUUAUCCCGGGACUUGUUCCCCGCGGACUACCACUGCCUCGGCGAUAACGAGAACCGGCCCAUCAAGUGGCUGGCGCUAGAAGCAUUGUCCAAAAAGCAGUUCAGCCCAGCGUCUGAUGUAUGGGCGUUAGGCGUGUUGCUAUGGGAACUGACCACGCUCGCACACCAGCCGUACGCUGAGGUGGAUCCUUUCGAAGUGGCCGCCUAUUUGCGGGAUGGAUAUCGGUUGCAGCAGCCCGCGAAUUGUCCUGAUGAAUUGUUCGCGGUAAUGGCGUACUGUUGGGCGAUGUCGCCCGACGACCGGCCCACUCUACCGCAGCUGCAGAUCUUCCUCAGAGACUUCCACGCUCAGCUGACGAGAUUCGUGUAAACCAAAGACCUAGUGUUGUGUUACCAACCGUGAAACGUGCCUAUCUUCGGCCCCAAGAGACUGAUAUGUAGCUAUAGGUGUAUAUUGUAUCGUCGUUUCUUAUAUUUGCUUUUGUUCUUGUUACUGAAAAAUUUAUUGGAAAUUGUGUUCGAUUCGUUGUAUUGAAAGAUCUAUAUAUUCAUUGAUUGUUGACUUUAACGUUGAGAGGGAUAAUGCCUGGCUAAUUAAGGAAUGGUUCUUUUGAGUAUUCUUCAGAAGAAUCCAUAGAAUUUAAAGUAUACAGAUGAUAAUAAUGGCCUUGAUUACAUGUAAUUUGCGUAUAGAUUAUGUCCAUCUCCCUUAUACGAGUCAUAAAAUACAGUAUUCCUCUCUCAGCGCUAAAGUGUAAAAUGUAUCGUUAUAAUUUUUCAUAGAAUUCUCUAAAACACAAGAAGAUGACACGCUCCAUAAAUUAAAUAAGUCGUUUUAUAUGUUUCAGUUAAUAGGAUUAUUUUUUUUAAUUUAUGUAUUGUGUCGUGUCUUUGAAACCUCUGAAGAACAUGUAAAAUUUCUAUAAACCCAAAAUAGCAGUUGAAAAUAACAAAAAUAAUAAUUAUUCAAAGAUAAAAUGGAACUACAUUGAACAUAUUUUCACAAUGUUGGCAGCUAGCCACAAUGUUUUAGUAAAAUUAGUUUUCAGAAGAAAGCAAAAAUUUGAGACGACAUCGGUCUAUUAUGAAACCUCAUACUGCCAUAUUAGAGUUAUUAUUGUUGUAAAUAUAGUAGUAUUGUAAUUUGUAAUACGUAUAUCGAUGUGCCUCAGUUAAAUACAAAUUAUGAUUGUUGUAUAGAAAGAAAUGCUUGAUAGUAUGAAACAUAUAGUAUGGACGAAAAUGUAAAUAGAUUUGUAGAUUAUUUCAGUUCAUUUAGAGGCAACUAUAGUGCCAAAUUCUAAUUUAAUCGCGUGCCAAUAAGAAACAGUAUUUUUUGUUUAUUAAAUCAUUGAUCCAGAACAAGAUUGUUUUGAAAUAAAACUUUUGUUUUAUUGCACUUUUCGAUUAAGAUUUUUUUUAUUGAUGAAAAUUAAAAGACAUUUAGUUUUACGGUUAUCAAAGAUAUAUAUUGUUGUUUGACUGAACUUUGACUAAUUAAAAGUAUAUCAUAAUAUCUAAUCGGAUUCAGUACAUAUUACGAUGUUUUUGAAGCAUGACUAAUAUCUAUUAGAGAAAAGGAUUUUGAAACGCAAAAAGUUUCAAUAUUUUAAAAGGCAUUUUUAUAAUUUUGCAAUUCAUGAAACGUUACACAAAUAUUUUUGUUUAUUUUGAUAAUUGCUGUUUUCCUAAAA
Messenger RNA from Zerene cesonia (dogface butterfly), 2923 nucleotides. It is a transcript of the gene dnt, whose product is annotated as tyrosine-protein kinase Drl-like. Gene Ontology annotation, biological process: axonogenesis; cell surface receptor protein tyrosine kinase signaling pathway; multicellular organism development. Lineage: Eukaryota; Metazoa; Arthropoda; Insecta; Lepidoptera; Pieridae. The record is from RefSeq and is a predicted model, not a curated record. The transcript has 6 exons. Gene Ontology annotation, molecular function: protein kinase activity; ATP binding. Gene Ontology annotation, cellular component: signaling receptor complex. Bases 1 to 1599 code for a protein of 532 amino acids.